This is a messenger RNA of Nelumbo nucifera (sacred lotus), 1288 nucleotides long. Its product is annotated as ribonuclease 3-like protein 3. Gene Ontology annotation, cellular component: nucleus; cytoplasm. Gene Ontology annotation, molecular function: RNA binding; ribonuclease III activity. Lineage: Eukaryota; Viridiplantae; Streptophyta; Magnoliopsida; Proteales; Nelumbonaceae. Gene Ontology annotation, biological process: siRNA processing. The record is from RefSeq and is a predicted model, not a curated record.
UACAUGUAAACACAGCGAAUAGAGAUAAGAGUUUUCCCUCCGUUGUCUAUCUUUCCUUUGAGAGGAAUCUCAUGCCUUGUAUUAAAGAUUUCACUUGCCGUUAUUCCACACUUUCUUUUGUGGAUCCUCGGCCAACCUUUAUAGCUGCCUUACAACCACCAGAGAGCCUUUCUGCUCUCUCCAACUUUCGCCGAUGGUGGAAAAGCUAGCGGAGGAGGAGCUUCUCAGAGCAAAUCCUCUGCAGAAACCAAUUCCUGGGUCUCACCUCUGAAUCUCCAAAGAAAAAGAAGAAAUGGGCAAAAAUAAAUGUUCAUCUGCACGCAGCGAGAUACAGAAGCUCAUCGGAUACACAUUCAAGAACCCAGAUCUCCUGGACGAGGCAAGAACCCAUGGGUCCUCUAACCGAAGCCUGAAUUACCACCGGCUGGAGUUCCUCGGAGAUGCAGUCAUCAGUUGUUUGAUUGCUACCGUGCUUGUGGAGUCCGACGGAGGGAGGGAGCUCAAUCAAGGCCAACUCACACUCCUACGGAAGGAUAUCGUUGACAACGAGAAGUUGGCGUGCGUCUGCAUCUUUCAUGACCUGAACAAAUACCUGAUUCACAACGAAAAGAAAUUCCAUAGCAGAUUCAAAGAAUUCAAACGAGAACUUCGUGAUAAUCCGGAGCGUGAUCAAUGGAGGGGGCUUGUCAGUGAACUAAAGGUUCUUGCAGAUCUCGUUGAAUCGCUUAUUGGAGCUGUUUUCCUGGAUAGUGACUACUCUCUCGAGAAAGCAUGGAAGGUGUUUGUGAAGCUUCUGAAGCCACUGAUCAAUCCAGACAAAGUACGAAGGGAUCCAAAGACAAUGCUUAAGGAGCUUUGUGAGCGGAUGGGAUGGAAGGAACCCUAUUAUGAUUACAGUGUGUGGGAAAAGAGAGGCAUAGUUCGUGUUAGAGUGAAUGGCUUUCCACCGUUUGAAAGUGGGAAACGCUGCUCCAACAAAGAUGUGGCCAUUGCCCGUGCUGCAAAGGCUGCUUUAGAGUCAAACAGCCUCAAAGAGUACUCAACUUCAAUCUUCCUACAAGAAUCAGAAACAAUAAGGAUAGUAUUGAAAGCCCUCAAAGAGAAAGACACAUUUUACAGCUCCAAAACUAGCUAGUCAUCUUCUUUUCUUGGCUUUUUUAUACUUUGAAGGAGUGAGACAUCAAAGUUUGGCUUGUGAAAAAUAAUAAGUGUUGAUGCUAAAGAAUGUGUUCUGUGUGAAGAUACACCAUAUUUGAUUAUCUCUUUGGCAAUAAAUUUCAAGUUAUCC